AUGGGGAACAUGUUUGCAAGUCUGUUUAAAGGCCUCUUUGGCAAGAAAGAGAUGAGAAUACUCAUGGUGGGUCUGGAUGCUGCUGGAAAGACCACCAUCCUGUAUAAGUUGAAGUUGGGUGAGAUAGUGACCACCAUACCCACCAUAGGUUUUAAUGUUGAGACUGUAGAAUACAAGAACAUCAGCUUUACUGUCUGGGAUGUUGGUGGUCAGGACAAAAUCCGGCCUCUGUGGCGUCACUAUUUCCAGAACACUCAGGGUCUCAUCUUUGUGGUCGACAGCAAUGACCGAGAGAGAGUUAAUGAAGCCAGGGAGGAGUUAUCAAGGAUGUUGUCAGAAGACGAGUUGCGGGAGGCUGUACUUCUAGUGUUUGCAAAUAAGCAGGAUCUCCCCAAUGCAAUGAAUGCUGCAGAAAUCACAGACAAAUUGGGCCUGCAUUCCCUGCGUCAGAGGAAUUGGUACAUUCAGGCAACCUGCGCGACCAGCGGGGAUGGGCUGUAUGAGGGCUUGGACUGGCUGUCCAACCAGCUGAAGAACAAGAACUGA
Messenger RNA from Staurois parvus, 546 nucleotides. The record is from the annotation of a GenBank genome assembly. Lineage: Eukaryota; Metazoa; Chordata; Amphibia; Anura; Ranidae.